Molecule: messenger RNA, 306 nt
Organism: Lactuca virosa
Lineage: Eukaryota; Viridiplantae; Streptophyta; Magnoliopsida; Asterales; Asteraceae
Source: the annotation of a GenBank genome assembly
AUGAAGAUGCUCUGGCCUCGUUUUGUGGUUUCUUCUUAUAACCUCGUGUCUGUCUCCCCAUCCAGAUUUCUUUCCCCUGAUUUCUGGCUUUUGAAUCCGACUGACAAUUUUCAGGUGUUAAAGAUCAGACGAGCAUCCAAUGGUCGGAUCGUAUUUCUUCUGUUCCCCCUUAACUUUUUGCAACUUGAUCUCCCAAAAUCGCAGAAAGAAGCCAAUUCAUUGUCAAUUUCAUGUUUAUCCACUCAGAGUCAGGGGACUCUCUCGAAGCCUUGCUUUCUAAACAUCAACCCAAGUGAUUAUCCAUAA